Messenger RNA from Coccinella septempunctata (seven-spotted ladybird), 1325 nucleotides. RefSeq lists its product as uncharacterized. Bases 220 to 855 code for a protein of 211 amino acids. The record is from RefSeq and is a predicted model, not a curated record. NCBI's taxonomy places the organism in Eukaryota, Metazoa, Arthropoda, Insecta, Coleoptera, Coccinellidae. Gene Ontology annotation, molecular function: sequence-specific DNA binding. The transcript is spliced from 5 exons.
CAGUAUAGACACCAACCAGUAGGCGCACUCCCUGGUUUCUGUUACUCCAUUUAUGACUCGCGCAUCAUUUCCGUGCUCCUAACCUCAAAUUGUUGAGCAGCAUUUCGAAUUCGAGCAUUCGAAAUUUGAAAGUUAAACAGAAGUAAAGCUGAACAUUAGAGACAGUCUCUGGUAAAUUGUAGCAAUUAUAAUCGUGUGAAGUAAAUAUAUUUGUGCAAAAUGGUGAAUUAUUGCAGCGUGUAUAAUUGCAAAAACAGUAGUGUUAAGAAUCCUAAACUUAGUUUUUUUCUCAUACCAGGAGACACUUUCAGGCAAAUGAUUUGGCUUCCAAAAAUGGGAAGGCAAGAAUGGAUUCUGAAAAGACCAGAACUUCUCCACAAAAAAAGAAUAUGUAGUGAGCAUUUUUCUAAAGAAAUGCUAUCUGGAAGUAGAUUAAAAAAGGAUUCUUUUCCAGAUUUAUUCAAAGAAGGCAUUGGUGAGAAAGGGGUGAAUGUAAAUGCUUCAACUUCUGCUUCAACAUCUUCAAUGGAUAUUGAAAAUAAUGAGGCCGUAGAUGAAUGCCGUGAGAUUUCUAUAAACCCCAACAUAUAUACUACACCAGAAAAGAAACCAGAAGAAACACAAACAUCUCCUAGUUUGUCUUCAGCCACUCCGAGGAAAAAAAAGUUACAAUCAGUGGUGAAGAAUUUGAAACGAAAAUUAGUUGCAACUCCAGAGAAGAAAUCUGUAGAUAUAAGUGAUGAAGAUUUCAUCCGAUUUUGUAGAAAAAAUUUCAAUUCGACCCUGGCAGAUUUUAUGAUCUCCCAAUUGAAGCUUCGAAAAAGGAAACCUCAUGGCUAUAGGCAAUUUCAUUAAAGACAAGGAAUAUGGACGAUGCAGCAAAGGAUUGCAUUGUGUGUGUUGACGAGAUGUCAAUAAAAACCCAUUUAUUUUAUAACAUCUCAUUGGAUCAAAUUAUUGGAUUUCACCAAUCCAAUGGAAGCAGGUCCUAUGAACCCGCAAAUUGUGUUCUGGUUAUCAUGGCGAGGGGUAUCCAACAUAAUUGGAAGCAGCCUGUGGCUUACUUCUUCGUUCACAAUUCUUGUGAAGUGAAAUAUUUGCAUGAGAUAAUAACCACAAGCAUACGAAAAUUGAGUGACAUAGGAUUAAACAUUCUGGCAUUAAUAAGUGACCAAGGUUCGAAUUUUUCGAAAUUUUCUCAUGAGAUUGGAGUUACAAUCGAUCAGCCUUAUUUUUUCAUUGAUGGAAGAAAAAUUUUUCACAUUUUCGAUACCCCACAUUUACUGAAGAGAACAAGGAACAAUCUUUUCAAUUAUGAUUUCAAA